AUGGAUUUUUGGCUCAUCCUUAUUUCCAUUCUCUGCAUUGGAGCUUCUAUCUUUUCCCUUUGGAUCAACUCCAAGGGCACCUCUAAAAACCUACCGCCUAGCCCUCCAACUCUACCAAUCGUAGGUAACUUCCUAUUGCUUUUGAAAUCCUCCAACAAUUUCUCCUCCCUGAAACCACUCCUCCGCCAGCUUAGCUCCAAGUACGGCCCCAUCAUCACCUUGUACCUUGGUUCGCGCCCUUCCAUUUUCAUCACCUCCCGUGAAACCGCCCAUCAAGCCCUUGUUCGCUCCGGAUCAACCUUUGCGAGCCGCCCGCCAGCCAUGGAGACAUCCAGAAUCAUCUUCACUAACCAAAACACGGUUGCCACUUCACCCUACAACCCAAUCUGGCGAGUCCUCCGACAUAAUUUCAUGUCCCUAACCCAUCCUUCCCGCCUUCACUUGUAUUCUGAUUGCCGGAGGUGGGCUGCCAAAGUUUUGAUAGAGAAGAUCGCUGCCAGUACUACCAUUGGAUCAGGAGAUGGAAAGAAAGCAAUUCACAUUGUCGAUCAUUUUCAGCAUGCUUUCUUCUGCUUGCUCACGUACAUGUGCUUUGGAGAGAAGCUGGACGAGAAAUUGUUGGUGGAUAUUGAGAGGACACAGAGGGCUACGAUUGGAAAUUUUAUCCGGUUCAAUGUGCUGAAUUUCAUGCCAAAGUUGACGAGGAUUUUAUUCCGAAACCUUUGGAUCGAGUUGCUGGAGAUCCGCCAGGGGUUGGAUGUCACUCUGCUUCCAUUGAUCAAAUCUCGACAGGAGCGAAGCAAAGAAAGAGGUAGUGGAGUUGUUGUUUUGGACCCUCCAAAAUGGUACCUAGAUACAAUCUUGGAGCUCCAAGUACCUGGGGAAGGAAGGAAAUUCACUGACUUUGAGUUGGUAAGUCUUUGCUCAGAGUUCCUUAAUAGCGGAACCGACACCACGGUGACAACACUGCAAUGGGUUAUGGCAAAUUUAGUGAAGCACCAGAGGAUCCAAAAAAUGUUACAAAGGGAAAUUGACUCAGUGGUCCAGCCUGGAGAUGAGAUCCAGGAAGAGGACUUGAAAGAGAUGCCAUACCUAAAAGCAGUCAUUUUAGAGACGUUACGACGACACCCUCCGGGGCACUUUAUAUUGCCGAGGGCAGUGACGGAGGACACAAAGCUGGGAGGAUACGACAUACCCAAGACUGCGAUAAUCAACGUGACAGUGGCUGAAAUGGGCCGAGACCCUCAAGUGUGGGAGGACCCAAUGGAGUUCAAGCCGGAGAGGUUUUUGGGGGAUGGUGUUGAUGGGAAGACGGAGGAAUUUGAUUUCAAGGGCGUGAAAGGGAUCAAAAUGAUGCCAUUCGGAGCGGGACGGAGGGUUUGUCCUGCGAUCACAGUGGCAAUUCUGCAUUUGGAGUGGUUUGUGGCAAAUUUGGUGCGGGAGUUUGAGUGGCGAGCAGAAGAGGGAGUGGAGGUUGAUUUGUCAGAGAAGCAAGAUUUUACUACUGGUAUGAGGAAUCCAUUGAAAGUGGUGGUCACUCCAAGAAUUUCUUGA
Molecule: messenger RNA, 1554 nt
Organism: Linum tenue
Lineage: Eukaryota; Viridiplantae; Streptophyta; Magnoliopsida; Malpighiales; Linaceae
Source: the annotation of a GenBank genome assembly